This is a messenger RNA of Colias croceus (clouded yellow), 3067 nucleotides long. Its product is annotated as feline leukemia virus subgroup C receptor-related protein 2. NCBI's taxonomy places the organism in Eukaryota, Metazoa, Arthropoda, Insecta, Lepidoptera, Pieridae. The record is from RefSeq and is a predicted model, not a curated record. Gene Ontology annotation, cellular component: membrane. Gene Ontology annotation, biological process: transmembrane transport; heme export. The transcript has 8 exons. Bases 157 to 1518 code for a protein of 453 amino acids. Gene Ontology annotation, molecular function: heme binding; heme transmembrane transporter activity.
GCCGCGCGACGCGCAAGUCUACACCCGCCUUAACAUUUGCGCGGGAAAUUUUGACAAUAAUAGUUUUAAUGUCAUAGACAACACAUAGUUUAUAGAAACGAACGUGCCAAAAAAGGAAUCACGACAAUAAUUUAGCUGUAAUCUAGGUUUAAUAAAAUGACGGAUGCGAAGAAUUUAGAGGUAUGCGGGAGCGUGAUGGACGGCGUGGCUGAAAAGGGUGUUUUGGAGUCGCCUACAAAGAAGGCACCCACUGAAUACACGGUGUAUGCGAUCCGUUGGCUGGUUUUGUUCAUUUUCGUAUUGUAUUCGGCGAGCAAUUCGAUGCAAUGGGUGCAGUACAGCAUUAUUCAGGACACGGUCGUCAAGUACUAUGGGGUGACGAGCAUCACGGUUUAUUGGACGUCAAUGAUCUACAUGAUCACCUACAUCCCGUUGAUUUUCCCCGCUAGUUAUCUCUUGGAUAAAACUGGUCUACGCGUGACGACAAUCAUCGGAUCGCUGGGAACAUGCGCGGGCGCAUGGCUGAAGGUGUUCUCUGUACCACAGGAUAUGUUCUGGCUCGGCUUCGCUGGACAGACUGUUGUGGCUAUCUCUCAGGUUUUCAUCCUGAACGUGCCGCCCCGACUGGCUGCGGUAUGGUUUGGAGCUGACCAAGUGUCCUCCGCUUGCAGCAUUGGAGUUUUUGGAAAUCAGCUGGGAGUCGCGCUUGGCUUUCUCCUGCCACCAAUGAUAGUCCGUGCUCAAGGCACCAUCGAAGAAACAUCAGAAGAUUUCAAGUUUAUGUUCUAUCUCGUCGCCGGCAUCACCAGUGUCCUUUUUGUACUGAUUGUUCUUUUUUUCAAAUCAGCCCCUGCUAGUCCUCCCUCAGCCGCAGCUGACCUCGGUGCCGCUCUGGACUCGAACUUCCUGCAGUCCCUGAAGAAACUGAUGACCAACCGCAAUUAUAUCCUUCUGCUGAUCUCAUAUGGAUUGAACGUCGGCGUGUUUUAUGCUAUAUCGACUCUACUGAAUGAAUUGGUGCUGAGAUACUAUCCUGGUGCAAACGCAGACGCCGGUCGUAUAGGUCUAGUGAUCGUCGUUGCUGGUAUGAUCGGGUCUGUGGUCUGUGGCCUCAUCCUGGACAAGACCCACCGCUUCAAGGAGACCACGCUGGCCGUAUACGCCGCUACUGUAGUUGGCAUGAUAGUGUUCACCUUCACUUUGGACUGUGGAUAUAUCUCUGUGGUUUACAUCAGCAGUAUAUUUCUGGGUUUCUUCAUGGCGGGCUAUCUUCCAGUGGGCUUCGAGUUUGCAUCUGAAGUGACUUACCCGGAGCCUGAAGGGACUACGUCCGGGAUACUUAAUGCUUGUGUACAGGUGUUCGGCAUAGUCCUAACCCUUCUCUUCGAAUGGAUGCUCGGCGAGGUAGGUGACCGUUGGGCCAAUUUGACCCUUUGCGCGAUUCUAGCCCUCGGCACCGCUAUCACAGCUGCUAUACGAUCUGACUUACGCCGUCAAGCCGCGCAGAACAAGGGUUAAUUGCCGCGAAAAUUUGAAAUGACGGGUUUUUUUUUUCUACAGAGUAUUUUCAAAGUUUAUAGUAUUGCUCAGUUUUAAAAGACAAAAAUGAAUGUAUUGACCGUUUAUAAAAUUUAAUAACUUGUGAAUUUUAUUAAAUUUUACUUCGUAACAGCUUGGCUUUGCUUAGCUGCUUUAGAAUUUUAGAUCAAAUAUUUAUAUGUAUUUUAAAUUAUGACGCUGUAUGGUAUAUGGUUAUAAUAUUAUGUCAAUAAUGCGCGGGAAAUAGGAAAAUCCACAGAGUAAAUUAAAAAAAAAAGUCUUUAGAUUAUUAGCGACAUGGAUAUUUCUACUCGAAUUUCUUAGGAUAGAGUAUGAUAUUAUAAUAGAUAUUGUAUGGACUUAAAAUAUUUAACAAUGACAAUAAAUACGUGUCUCUAUAUGUACAAGUAUAUUAUAUAAAUUAUAACGUUUUACGUAGUCGAAAGUUAUUCAAUAAUAAAUAACGAAGUUUAUACAUUUACGAUUUAUCGUUAAGAAAUUGUAUUUUUCUGAAAUAGUCGCUGUUUUCGAUGUUGUUAAAUGUGAUAAAAAAUUACUUAGCUUGUUAAAACAAGACAAUAUUAUAAUAUUUUAUCGAAUAAUACAGUUUUAAGAAAAUUCAGUAAUAUUUCUGCCGCGAUAACUAAGAAUGCAGUAAUCGCAAAAUGGCGGUUUUGAGAUAAACGCGGGAAAGACAUUUUUACAUAUUUGAGGAAGAUGUUUAUAUUUUAUAGCCCUUGAAAUCUAUCAAUAAAAUUGGAAAAAAUACAAGCUUUACAAAGAUAAUUAUCUUAUAUUUCAUAAAUUAGUAUAUCCAUUAAUAAUGCGUAUUAUUGCGUUGAGGUUUAGCAUCAGGCCAUGUGAAAAUCACAGGACACUAAGUCUAAAUACAGUACUUGCGCUCAUUACUGCAUUAUGUUCUAGCGCAUGUUGAUUACUGCGUUAUUUUUUAGUAUUUGAUACAGGUUUUUAAUGUCCGGGGCUAAGUAGAUGUACACAUAAUAUCUUCUCACUUUUACACAGAUUUAAAAAAAAUGCUCUACGGUUGAAACCUACUGCGGGGAUAUUAAAAUUAAACAAUUUGUAGAAGAAAAUUAAGUUUUAUUAAGACAACAUUUAUUUUAACAUCAGUUAAACUGACAUGUACAUGACUUAAAAAACAAACAGCGCGCAGGAGCAGCACACGUGCCGCACGUCUCACUUCACCGAACGACGACGACGCAGAGAUUUGCUUCAACAAAACGCAGCACUGUAUCGUACGGUUACGAUUUCGCGAACUUUUACCUGUGCUUUUACUACACACAAAUGCAGUAAUGUGGAGAACUGCGUUUUGACGUAGCAAUUGGUCUACAGACACUAGAAUAAAAUGCUACAGUAAUGGCUAUUACUGCACUUUGUUUUAGGGUAUCUUAACAAGAACUGCAUUAUUUUUUAGCACAUGUUUAAUACGGCGCUUUUUCUUAUCAUUGAUAUAGUUUUCAUGUAAGUACUGCAAAAAUCGUUAGCUAAAAAACAUACUUCCGGGUAC